This is a messenger RNA of Blepharisma stoltei, 1732 nucleotides long. The record is from the annotation of a GenBank genome assembly. NCBI's taxonomy places the organism in Eukaryota, Ciliophora, Heterotrichea, Heterotrichida, Blepharismidae.
AUGUGGAGAUGCCUUUUUCGCUCUAUUAAGAUAAAUUCGAGGGUAGAAGCGCUUUGUGAAGACUUAGUAUUUCCAAAGGAAUUCAGCGAAUUUUUUUCAGAAUCUGAAGUUGAACAAGACAGCAAUAAGAUCAUUAUUUACAAUGUGCCGAAAAAAGCUACUACAAGCAUGCUUAGGGAAUUAAUGCCUCAAGCUGAGUCAAUUAGAAUUCUUAAUGAAAGAUGUGAGGUAGAAUUCCAAGAUUUGCUUGAUGCACGGAAUGCUUUGAAGCAUGUGAAUGGGUAUGAGAUUAAUGGAACAGCACUUAAGGCAGAAUUGGAGGAGGCCUUAUGACGCCCACACCAUAAAGACUUUAUUUUUAGCCUUUUUUAGCCUUUUUUUGCCUAUUUUCCAACUAUUUUUGGUCUAUUUUUUUAAAAAUUUUUUUUUGGCUUAUUUUUUAAUUGCUAAAAAUUUUCUGUCAAAAAAUAGACUAAAUUUGAUUGAAAAUCACCUCAAAAGCAAAUGGACGAAAAAUGUUUCAAAAAUAAUUAACUCCCUCCCCCCCAUCCUUGAUCGAACGAUUGACUGUAAAAAUUCCUAAAAAUUGGGAAAAUUAAUCCCCAUCCUUGAUCGAACGAUUUUCAUAUCAUGCAAAAUUUUAUAUAUAUAUAAAAAUAUAUUAGUUAUCAAAAGUUUGGGAAGAUGUGCAUAAUGAAGUUGUUUUCAGAGACUUUGAGACGACAGAAAGCUUCGGAAUCAACCAUUCGAAGUGAUUUAGUCAUCAAUCAGGGCUUAAAAACUCAAUAAUCUAAUAAAAUAGAGAUUCUUCAAAAUUUUUAAAAAACAAUUUAAUUUAAUAAGAAACAAAUUAAAAUUUAUACAGUUUAAAGGGGUAACUAAUAAAUCAAAAUAUUAAAAAUUGGUAUUUUUAUGAGAUUAAUUCAAUUUUUUGCUGUAAAAAUAAUUAUUAAAUACUCUUAACACUCUUAUUUAAAAGCAAAUAAGAAUAUAUAUAUAUAUAUAUAUUUUAUUUUAUAUAUAAAAUUUUUUUUAACCCCCAUCCUUGAUCGAACGACUGCGAGUCGUUCGAUCAAGGAUGGGGGGGGAGUAAGGAAAAAAUAGGCCAAAAAAAAUUUGUGGAGUAGAUAUCGUGUGAGGUUUGGAAUUGGAUGAAUCUAAUGCUUCAGAUCGUAGAAAUCAUUGGGAUGAGCAAAGCCAGUUGGGGCCUAAGGACGAAGUUAAGGAUUUUAAAGAAUAUGCAGGAUGGGAGGAAGAUAAGGGGAAAGGUGAAGAAGAAGAAGAAGAAGGAGAAUUUGAAAGAGAAGUAGCAGAUGCAGAAGAAGGACAAUUUAAAAGAGAAACAGCAGAAAAAAUUGAAGAAAAACAAAUUAACGAAAGAGCAGAUGGAGAAAUUGAAGAAGGAGAAAUUGAAGAAGGAGAAGAAACAGGAAAUUUUGAAAGAGAGGAAGGAGAAGAAGUGGAAGAAAAAGAGCUUGAUAUAGAUCAACAACAAGGACUGGAAGAAAAGAGAGAGGCAGAAGAAGAGAUGAGAGAAGAACUGGAAGAAGGCUUCAAUAAGGAGGCAGAAAAAGAUUUAAGCGACAAGACAGAAGGAGAAGGAGAGGAAAGAGUAAGAGAAGAAAAGCUAGCGGAUGCAGAUAAAAAAGAAAGGAGCUGGAAGAACAAGAAUGCGUUUAAAAAUCCAAGACAUUCUCAAGUUUUCCAUAUUAGGGAUGAUUUUAGAAUCUAA